AUCUAUGGUAUUCGUGAUUCUCUACAGAUGGUGUGGGUCCUGGAUGGAAAUUCUUUAAUAGCAGCUCCUCUUAGCAACAGUGUCAAGCCUGUCUUUCUUGCGUUAGUAGCAUGUAGGGACACAGAAUUCCACAAUGAAGAAAAAGGUAAUCUGGUUUACCUGGCAAUCCAGGGCAAAGAUCUCUGUAUCUUCUGUGCAGAAGUUCAAGGCAACCCUACUUUGCAGCUUAAGGAGAAAACGAUCAUGAACCUGUACCAGGAGAAGAAAGCACCGAAGCCUUUUUUCUUUUUCCACAGUAAAGAGGGCUCCACCUCUGUCUUUGAGUCAGUCUCCUACCCUGGCUGGUUCAUAGCCACCUCCCCCACGGCAGGACAGCCCGUCACUCUCACCCAGAAGCGGGACAUAACUACCAACACUAACUUCUACUUAGAUCCUAAAAAUUAA
This is a messenger RNA of Lemur catta (Ring-tailed lemur), 444 nucleotides long. It is a transcript of the gene IL36B, whose product is annotated as interleukin 36 beta. The transcript is spliced from 3 exons. The coding region runs from base 28 to 444 and encodes 138 amino acids. The record is from RefSeq and is a predicted model, not a curated record. Gene Ontology annotation, biological process: cytokine-mediated signaling pathway; positive regulation of T cell differentiation; inflammatory response to antigenic stimulus. NCBI's taxonomy places the organism in Eukaryota, Metazoa, Chordata, Mammalia, Primates, Lemuridae. Gene Ontology annotation, molecular function: cytokine activity; interleukin-1 receptor binding.